UACAAUCACCCGUUAACAUUAGCAAUCACUAUACACCCAUAACUCCAACUAAAUUCUCACACUCUUUCUCUCUAAUGGAACAGUAGUGAUGAGCCCGAGUCGAUGAGUACAUCAAAUGUAAUAAAAGUAGGAACAAGUACAACCGUUUUCAUCCACCAAAAUUUAACCUAUGUAUAUAUAUUAACCAAACAUCCAUCGAUCUUACAUAUGUUACUCAUCACCAACCAUUCUUAUUUUCUCUCUAACAGAGUAAGUAAGCAUGGUACAAACGAAGAAGUUCAGAGGUGUCAGGCAACGCCAUUGGGGUUCUUGGGUCGCUGAGAUUCGUCAUCCUCUCUUGAAACGGAGGAUAUGGCUUGGGACGUUCGAGACUGCGGAGGAUGCAGCAAGAGCCUACGACGAGGCCGCCGUUUUAAUGAGCGGCCGCAACGCCAAGACCAACUUCCCUCUCAACAACAACAACACCGGAGACACGUCCGAGAGAAAAACCGACAUCUCAGCCUCCCCAUCAUCUUCAUCACUUUCUUCCAUCCUCAGCGCCAAACUGAGGAAAUGCUGCAAGUCUCCUUCCCCUUCUCUCACCUGCCUCCGUCUUGACACGGCCAGCUCUCACAUCGCGGUCUGGCAGAAACGUGCCGGUUCGAAAUCUGAUUCUGGUUGGGUCAUGACGCUGGAGCUCGGUACGUCCGGCUCCUCUCAGGAGCCAACUAGUACAGUUUCAAAAGAAGUUGUUGGUCCGGCCACUGACGUUGGCGACGGCGGAGAAGAGGGAUUGAUGGACGAGGAAGAGAAGGUUGCUUUGCAGAUGAUAGAGGAGCUUCUCAAUACAAACUAAGUAUCACUUGCUUAUAUAUAUAUACUAAUAUACGUAUUUUAUUGCCGAUAUACACCCAUAAUUAUCGUUUAUACCCUCAUAUUUUAUAUAUCGUGCUUAUAUUUGUUUCCCAUAUUUCCUCAUGUUGUGACCAAUAUAGUAUAUAACUACUGU
Molecule: messenger RNA, 988 nt
Organism: Raphanus sativus (radish)
Lineage: Eukaryota; Viridiplantae; Streptophyta; Magnoliopsida; Brassicales; Brassicaceae
Product: ethylene-responsive transcription factor WIN1-like
Exons: 2
Coding region: 260-835 (191 amino acids)
Biological process (GO): regulation of DNA-templated transcription
Molecular function (GO): DNA binding; DNA-binding transcription factor activity
Source: RefSeq, a predicted model, not a curated record